Populus nigra (black poplar) is the source of this 596-nucleotide messenger RNA. RefSeq lists its product as uncharacterized. Bases 89 to 385 code for a protein of 98 amino acids. Lineage: Eukaryota; Viridiplantae; Streptophyta; Magnoliopsida; Malpighiales; Salicaceae. The record is from RefSeq and is a predicted model, not a curated record. The transcript has 2 exons.
CAGUGGAAGAGAAAAACCUCAAAAACAAAAUUGAGAGAGGUUUUUGUUUUACCCCUUCAUUUAUUUCUCUGGUAAAACAGCAGCAGAGAUGGCGUUGAACAACGGUCUUAGAUCAGCCUCCAAGCUAUUCACUGCUUCCGAAUCUCUUCUAUCCAAGUCAGUGAAUAGAGGUAUCCACUCAACAGGGGUGAAGAGGAUGGGAGGAGGUCAUGCACAUGGCCAUGACGAACCAUUCUAUCUUCAUGCGAAGCACAUGUACAAUUUGGACAGGAUGAAGUAUCAGAAAAUCAAAAUGCCUCUUGCUGUGUUCACUGCCUUCAGCAUUGGAGUACUUGUACCUGUCUAUGCUGUCAUUUUCCAGCAGAAAAAGACCGCUUCUGGCUAAAGUCAUUUUUCAGAGCUUCUUUUGCAAUAACGGGAACAAGUUUGUCCUGCCUGGGUUGUGGAUUGUUGACAUUGGUUCAAGUUGACAGUUUUCCAAUUAGGGUUGUUUUUUGUUCACUGGGCAGUGUGUUUUUCACUCUUUAAUCUUGGAAAGAGGUUAUCGAAUACUGCAUGUUAUAAUAAUAUCCUUUGGCACAGAAACCACUUCCGUC